Messenger RNA from Bubalus bubalis (water buffalo), 6884 nucleotides. RefSeq names its product ribonucleoprotein, PTB binding 2 (gene RAVER2). Lineage: Eukaryota; Metazoa; Chordata; Mammalia; Artiodactyla; Bovidae. Gene Ontology annotation, cellular component: cytosol. The transcript has 12 exons. The record is from RefSeq and is a predicted model, not a curated record. Bases 228 to 2276 code for a protein of 682 amino acids. Gene Ontology annotation, molecular function: mRNA binding.
GCUCCGGGGCCCGCGGCCCGAGGGGAGGUCCCCGCGAGGUGGUUCUGGGCUCCUCCUCGGCGCUCAGGUUUCCUCUUCCCGCCCGCCGGCUGCUGGCUGCGGCACCGCCUCCGUCCCCCUUCUCCCUCCCUCCCCGCGGCUGGGCCCGCUCUGCGGCCUCCUCCCGCUCGCUCUCUCCGUUCCCCUCGAGCCUCCGAGGAGCCCGCAGCCGCCGGGCGCCCGGGAAGAUGGCGGCGGCGGGAGACGGCGGCGGCGAAGGGGGCGCGGCGGCGCCGGGGUCGGGGCUGCGCGGGCCGAGCCCCUUCUCCGAGGCGCGCGGCGACGCCCGGGGCCCCUUACCCGCGGCGCUGCACCCGGAGGAGGUCGCCGCGCGGCUGCAGCGGAUGCGCCGGGAGCUUAGCAACCGCAGAAAAAUCCUGGUGAAGAACCUGCCCCAGGACAGCAGCUGCCAGGAAGUUCAUGAUUUAUUACAAGACUAUGAAUUAAAAUACUGUUAUGUGGACAGAAAUAAGCGAACAGCUUUUGUUACCUUAUUGAAUGGGGAACAAGCCCAGAAUGCGAUUCAGAUGUUUCAUCAAUAUUCUUUUCGAGGAAAAGACUUAGUAGUCCAGCUCCAGCCAACAGAUGCUUUGCUAUGUAUCACCAACUUGCCCACUUCUUUUACAUUAGAAGAGUUUGAAGAACUUGUUCGUGCUUAUGGAAAUGUCGAAAGAUGUUUUCUUGUCUACAGUGAAGUUACUGGCCAUUCCAAAGGCUACGGAUUUGUAGAAUACAUGAAAAAGGACUUUGCUGCAAAGGCUCGAUUGGAGCUAUUGGGUAAACAGUUGGGAGCAUCAGCUGUCUUUGCACAGUGGAUGGAUGUUAAUCUACUGGCCGCAGAGCUCAUUCAUUCUAAGUGCCUUUGUAUAGAUAAACUCCCUAGUGACUAUAGGGAUUCAGAGGAGCUGUUGCAGUUUUUUUCCAGUAUCCAUAAACCUGUGUUUUGCCAGCUUGCACAGGAUGAAGGUAGUUAUGUUGGUGGCUUUGCAGUGGUUGAAUAUAGCACUGCAGAGCAUGCUGAAGAGGUUCAACAAGCAGCUGAUGGUAUGACCAUCAAGGGAAGCAAAGUUCAAGUUUCCUUCUGUGCCCCGGGAGCACCAGGGCGAAGUACCUUAGCAGCACUGAUAGCAGCUCAACGUGUGAGGCACAGUAAUCAAAAGGGAUUACUUCCAGAGCCAAAUCCAGUGCAAAUCAUGAAAAGUUUAAACAACCCUGCCAUGUUGCAAAUUCUUCUACAACCCCAGCUCUGCGGGCGGACUGUUAAACCAGCAGUUCUUGGAACACCUCACAGCUUGCCGCAUCUGAUGAAUCCAUCCAUCUCCCCUGCAUUUUUACACUUGAAUAAAGCACAUCAGAGCUCACUUAUGGGUAAUACUUCUAAUUUAUUUCUUCAGAAUCUUUCUCACGUACCACUGGCUCAGCAACAGCUAAUGAAGUUUGAGAAUAUACAUACCAAUAAUAAACCGGGCUUACUUGGAGAACCCCCAGCUAUGGUACUUCAGACUGCCGUAGGGAUAGGGUCACCGCUUCCAUUGAAAACAGAGCUGGGCCAUCUUGGAGAAGUACAUAAAACACCUAAUUUGAUUCCAACUCAAACAACCAUAACAACUGGCAUGGGCAUGUUACCAUUCCUUCCAAAUCAGCACAUUGCUGGACAAGCUGGACCAGGGCAUGGGAGCACUCAGGAGAAACAGCCAGCAUUGGUGGGAAUGGCAGAAGGAAAUUUCUCAGGGUCACAGACUUAUCUGCAGAGCUUUCCAAACCUUACUGCUGGUGGCUUGCUCACAGGACAUCAAAAGCAACAACAAAGUCAGCCAAAAGGCCUGGAGAUAAGUUCAGGGGCUGCCUCUAAGAAUCAGACUUCACUCUUGGGAGAGCCACCAAAAGAAAUUCGGCUCAGUAAAAAUCCAUACUUGAACUUGGCAAGUGUGUUGCCCAGUGUGUGCUUAUCAUCCCCUGCAAGUAAAACCACUGUACAGAAGACUGGAAUUGCAAGCAGCAUUCUGGAUACAAUCUCUCAGGGAAAUGAAUCACAACACACAUUGGAGAAGUGCAUUGCUUAUUCUCAGCCUUUUGGUGAUUAUGCACAGGUCUCAUCUUUAAGAAAUGAAAAGCGAGGCUCAUCAUAUCUCGUCUCUGCCCCAGAAGGUGGUUCAGUGGAAUUUGUUGACCAGCAUUCUCAGGGCACAGGAGCAUAUUACAUGGAAACCUACUUAAAAAAGAAGAGAGUGUACUGAGUUAAGUUCUCUCCUUAUAAACUCAUAAGGUUCUUUGCAGUAUCUCUGCUGUUCAUCGCUGCCUUAACUACAUUCAGACUAGCCAUAUCCUUUAAAUUACGGGUUUAUAACUUCCCAGAACGAACUGUGUUGUGCAGCAGGCAGAAUUGCCAAGUAAAAAAAGUAAGUAGCAAUAAGAGACAUCAGUUGAGGACAUAUUCCACUAGAAUUAGACACAUCUUAAUCAAUGUGCUAUUAACUUAGUCCAUUGGGGAAAUUAACAUAUAUUCCAAUAUUCCUUGUUUAGGACUGGGAAUAAUUUUGACACCAUAUAUAGAAGUGUGAAGCAAUAAAAUGGGAAACAUUCUUGGUUUCCCAAGCCUUAGAAUACAUUUCUGAUAAGCCAGUGUGCAUUUCAAUUUACUUGAUCUGGAAGUAAUCUCAUUCACAAAUUUUUAGAACUUUUACUAGAAUUAGAGUGCAAGUACAAAAUGCAGUGACUGGUAAUGUUAUACUCUACAUGAAAACUUCAUAAUCACCCCCCGAUACCAGUCAUGCGCUGUAAAACUCAAAACACAGAGGUGACAUCCAAGGUAUACACCACUACCGAUGCUUUACGCUUAGUAUAUUAUUUACCACUAAUACCUCUUGUGGGGGGGAAAAGGUAUUUUUUUAAGUAGCUUUGGUGAUCUAGUAAUAAUUUCAGGGGUUGGCAAACUACUCCCUGUGGUCAAAUUCAGUCCUCCACCUGUUUUUGUACUGCCUGCAAGCUAAGAAUGAUGUUUACAUUUUUAAAUGUUUGGAGGAAAAAAAAGUAUGACUUGAAAUUCAUAUUUCAGUGUCCAUACAUAAAAUUUUAUUCAAACACAACCAUGCUUAUCACUUACAUAUCAUCUAUGGCUAAUUUCUGUGCUACAGUGGCAGAGCUGAGUAGCUGCAAAGCGUAAAAUAUUUACUAUCUGGCCCUUUAUAAAGUUCACAGACUCCUGAUCUAAUACCAUUCAUUCCCUAAUCCUUUUAUUUUACACCUACAAAAAGACUUAAAUUUUGCAACAGAUUUGUAAGUAAGUGGCAAUAAACAUAGGUUUCUAAGUCUUGUUUUGUAGAAUAGUGAUGAUUAAUUUACACGUUUUGGUCAUCAAAUGCCCUAUUUCCACAGUAAAGCAGUCAAUUCUGCCAUUUCUAAAGGGGUCUUAUGAGGUAACAGUAUUUAUAACCAUUCUUAGAUAAUAAGCUAUACCUCACUCUCUGCUUUGUUUCUUAUUCAGUUGCAGUGUGUUAGGCUGAAAAAUUAUCCAGGUGUUUAACCCAGUUUUAUCCAGCUUCCUUUCGAAAGAACUGUGUUUACUGCACAUAACUUUUGACAUCACCAUUUCCUGAAGACCUUGGUAUUCAAAAUGCAUGAGAAACCCUUUUGCUAUCCAGAAUGUCUAAGUUUGUUCUUUGUUAUGAAACACUAAUUGAUGAUGUAGAAUUUAGGGGGUCUCAGUGAUCCUAGUCUUUUUGAAAUCAGAUCUUUAAGUAUCUUGUAUUUGAGGGACUUUAUAAUAGAGGGUAUCACUCCUGUUUUAGAAGUUUAAAACUGGUAUAUAUGAUUUGUAAUGUAUUGCUUAUAUUAACUUCUUCUGGCAAAUGACAGCUAGAAAGUUAAACUAAGAUAAUUUCCAGUAAGUAUACUACCUAUAAAUAACCAAAUCAGGAUGGGCAUCACUCAAUUCUGACUCAGCAGAUGAAAAAUGGGUUCCCCAUGCUCUGCACUUCUUGUUUUCCUGUUGCAUUAAGCCUCUUCAGUGCUUUGUCAUAACUCUAUGACAGUAGAAGACGAAGAUGGAAAUUUUAGAAAUACAAGCAGAAAGAGGUUGAAAGAACUAAAAGGUACUUUGAGUUAACAGGUGUGGGUCUGCUAUCCAUACUGGCCUGUGCCCCAUUGGGACAUAAGAGAUAUGACACAUGACUCAAGUGGUGUUAGUAUAAGGACUAUUACCCAUGCUCUCCCCACCAGUCCAUACUGUUAUUUUUCUAUGUAAACAAAUUGUUUGUAAUGCUUUGAAAAUGAACUCUUAAUAUUAAAAGGCAUAUGCAUGUGAAGGGUCCAUAUAUUUAUUUGUAUAAAGAGUAAACAAAGUGCAUAGAGAGUGGCCACAGGUUUGAUACAGACAGAGACAUUUGUGAUGCAGGGUUAUUGAACAGAUUUAUAAAUGGCCAGUUUAUUGCUGCCAUUGAAUCAAUACACAAUUCUCUUUUCAGGAUCAAGGGGGAAAAAUAAUGAUAUCAAACAAAUAAUAGACAGCAUCAACAAAAAGUUUUGCAGACUCUUGGUCAAAAAAAGAUCUAUAGUUCACAUUGAAUCAGAUUUGACAUUUUGAUUACCCAGCAGUCUCCAAGCAAACUGAAAACCGCCUAGUGGAUCCUGAACUCCAUAGUCUUCUGGCUGGGUCUUUCAAGUUUUGCACAAUAGGGUGAUGGUCAAAAUAGUGAUCGACUCUUGUAGAUGGAUGGUAAGUACUGAAACACUCUAAGAACAGUGCAAUGUACAUGGUAUAUAUGCGCUCAGCAUCCAGAACCAAUGCUGGAACAGCUUGCCCCAAAGUGGUCGAGUUACAAAAGGAUAUACACUGACAUUUCUGAAAAGCAUGUAUCCAGGUUGUUGGCCUCGGUUCUGAUUAAAGGGUAUACUGUUUAGGGAAGCACUGGCACAGGUUUAGUUCUCAAGAAUUAACGUCAUGCAGCAAAGUAUCUAUUCCACAGCUGCCCCUCUGGGUAUGUAUGACCAGUCUUCUCAAAAAUGGGUACCACUGGUCACCCAAGGGGACAGGAGCUAAGCCACUGCAAAAACAACUCAAAGUUGAUGUCCUACUGUUGACAGGAAUACACUCAUCUUUGUAUAGAGACAAUAGUAUACUAACUGGUAUCUAUAUUUCAAGAAUGUUUCAUCUAUCAUGGUAUAGAUAUUGAAGUUUGAGGGCAUAUUAGAGUAUUGGCUAAAUUCAUCAAUCCUUAUCUUUAUGUGCCAGAAAAAUAUUUCAUAUCAACUGGCAGCUAAGAAAAAACAAUCAUCUUGAGACUACUUUGGUCAGCUCCUCUUAUUUUGAGAAAUCCCAUUCUGGUACUCAACUGUGAUGGUAAACUAACCAAACAGUGAUAUAUUCUUUCCAAAAGGAGGAGUGCUUAAGUGCUUUCUAACAUUUUGGUUGUCACUAUGUUACAGGUAUCAGAUUUAAAGAGGAAGUACUUACACAUAUUAAGCAUGUGUAAUAUGCUUAAUAUGUGCCUUAUAUAUGGAUACGUACCCUGGUAUCUUUUUAGACAGAAUACAAACUUUUUCCAGUAACAAUUUUUGUAAAUGGCUUGGGUACUGGUUGGGGGUAGGAGGACUUGAUACACAUUAGAAUUUAAAUGUUACUCAUGCUUCUUAGAAGUGCUUCAAAUCCUUCAAUAAGGUUCUGAAAGGUUGUCCGAUUAGAUGGUUGAAAUUCCCAACACUUUCGCAUAUGUUGAUAAACCUAUUUAAAAAAAAAAAAAAAACGGUAAAAAACGUUUAGGAGCUUUUUUUUUUUUUUUUUUAAGUAUAGAAACAUCAAGAACAUAAUUUUGAAAAUGUGAAUGAGUUUCCUUAAGUCCUACUAUAAAACAAGAGUAUUUGAAUAACUUAAAAUAUAGAAAAUGUGGCACAUCUGUAAGUAAGUAUUAGAUAGUAAUAUUUAAUAUUAUAAGUAUUUUAAUAUUUGAGAAGUUCAUGGCUUAACUGACCUUGCAAAAAAUCCAGGUCACAAAUUACUGUAAGCCAAUUUAAGGGUGAUGUUAUAGCUCAGUUUAGACUACAGAUUUCCAUACUGGCUGCUUCAUUCUUUGGCUCAUACAUACUAUUCAAUGUAUUUAAAUAGUCUAAAUAAUUAGUCUUAAAGCAGUUCAGUUAGAAAUACAGAAAACUGACUGUCACAAUAAGGUAACAUCAAAAUAUGCUCCUUUCGGGUGCUCACUGAGGUAAGCCUACUAUUGAAGGGAAUUCCUUCCUUUGAACAGUGUGUGGUUGUCAUUUGCCCCAAAGAUGGUUUUCUCAGGUGGCCGAAAUUCAGCAUCAGAAAUCUAUUUUAAAAUGCAAGCAGUGAAAACAGUUUUAUUACUGCGAAAUGGCCCAUAAAUACCUCAUCUGGACAGUUUGGUGGACACGGCAAGCGUUUUCCUUCUUUUAAUGUGUUCACGAGUCUUGUUACCGUCAUCUGACCAUGAGUUGGGCCUAUCAUUUUCAGGAACAACUAUGAAAAAUAAAAAUCAAAUGAAAUAUUUUACUUUUUGCACAUAUUUAUAUGAACUCCAGAGAGGUUCAAGUAGGAUUUCUAGAAUUGGAAAUGAAAACAAACAGGGCUUUUCUCCUUAGUAACUCAAAGUCCAAGACGCUUUUCCUUUCCAUUACAACACACUGAUUCUUUAUGAACCAAACUUACAAAGCAGAGGGAUGGACACGUUUUCACUGGGGGCCAGAUUCAAACAAAGGACAAGUGUGACUUACGGCCAUGGGACUGGACUCUGAAUCACAGUAAGUGAGCAGCUCGUGCAAAGUCACUCCGAAAGACCAGACAUCAGAGGCGAUAUAGAACUUACACUGAAUUAAACAUUCUGGAGCAUACC